This is a messenger RNA of Medicago truncatula (barrel medic), 666 nucleotides long. Its product is annotated as putative ripening-related protein 1. The transcript has a single exon. The record is from RefSeq and is a predicted model, not a curated record. NCBI's taxonomy places the organism in Eukaryota, Viridiplantae, Streptophyta, Magnoliopsida, Fabales, Fabaceae. The coding region runs from base 30 to 587 and encodes 185 amino acids.
CACAAGGAGUACACACACACACACACACAAUGACUUGCUUCUUCUCAAAGACAUUCAUUGCACUAUUAGUCCUUUUCUUGACAAAUUGUCUAUACAUUGAAGCUCAAAAAUGCAACCCUAAUGGUAUAGUUAAAGGUAAAAGUCCUUCAGGGCGUUGCAAGCACGAGGAUGACUUAUGUUGUGUGCCAGGUAAAAAAUAUCAGACAUACAAAUGUUCACCGCCGGUAUCUAGUCACACGAAGGCAUAUCUCACUCUUAACAGUUUCGAAAAAGGUGGAGAUGGUAACGGCCCUUCAACUUGUGACAACAAGUAUUAUUCCGAUGAUACGCCUGUGGUGGCACUUUCCACUGGAUGGUUCAAUACUAAGAGAAGGUGUCUUCACAACAUCACCAUAAGUGGAAAUGGUCAAAGUGUGGUUGCAAUGGUAGUUGAUGAAUGUGACUCAUCAAAGGGGUGUGAUGCAGAACAUGAGUAUCAACCUCCAUGUGCCAAUAACAUUGUUGAUGCUUCAAUGGCUGUGUGGAAAGCCUUAGGUGUCCCAAGGAAUCAAUGGGGUGGGUUGGAUAUUACAUGGUCUGAUGCUUGAUCCUCCAAAAUGAAUGCAAUUUUUAUUUAUAUUUGUUUCUGUUCUGCGAGGUUUUCUUAGUUUUUACUUUUUUUCCUGU